GGUUGUACGAGGGCAAUAUAAUAACAGAUAUACCACGCACCACCAGUACCUAUGCACAUCGAUGACUGCAUUCUGGACCUAUGAUUAUGCUUGUUCACUACACGAAGAGUGUACAUUCCUCCUUCAAUCACGCUGGACCAAGGUAAAAGGCCUUUAUGUCAUCACAUGACAUGCCUCCUUUGCUUCCUCGCCGCCGAGCUAUCUUAGUACUUCACCCCGAACGGGAACCCCUACAACAUAUGCGCUCUGGAACAACAAUAGAAUCGCACUCGCAGCAAUGUUGUCCGCCUUUCUUUCAGGCUGCUGCGGUUGGAUAUAUCGUCAUUUUUUCCAUCACCGCUAUCACAUCACAAGUUGCGACCAUCGCAAUUCCAGGCAUCACAGGCAGCUCUGCCCACUCGAUAUGGUGUCUCAUUGGCGCGGGUCUGCUGUUCUCCUUUCCCAUGAUCUACCUGCGCGUCAAAGAUACGACUGUUAUCGAGGAUGAGGGCUUAUCGUCGAAGUCGGCGAAGGGUUCACCCUCCUUGCCUGAACCAGACCGAAGGUUCGGUUCUGGGUUCGACAAAACACCCCCAAGAACUGGACCGAACCGGACUUCGGCAGCACUAAACCUGGGUCCGAAGCUCAGGAUCUGA
Messenger RNA from Suillus clintonianus, 635 nucleotides. RefSeq lists its product as uncharacterized. NCBI's taxonomy places the organism in Eukaryota, Fungi, Basidiomycota, Agaricomycetes, Boletales, Suillaceae. Bases 156 to 635 code for a protein of 159 amino acids. The record is from RefSeq and is a predicted model, not a curated record. The transcript has 11 exons.